AUGAAAUGGAAUAGUGAUGAUCGAAUUUCGAAAUUGCCAGAGCCAAUUUUGCAUCACAUCCUGUCUUUCCUACAUGCUAAAGAUGCAGCACGAAUGAGUACAUUGUCCAAGGUUUUGGAUAGUGCUUGGAAUUCACUCCCCUACUUAGAUUUUGGUGAUAUUUUCUGGUGGUCAAAAGAUCUGAAUGUUGUAAUGGAUCAAACUCUAGCGAGUAGGAAAAAGCACAAGAUCUCCAUGCAGAGGUUCUCUCUAUGGUUACUCUAUUAUGCUUGUCUUUCUUAUGACGACAGAUGGAUUAAGAUACUCAUAGCUUCUUGCCCGUGGCAAUCUUUGCUGCCAAGUCUAAAUGUGCUGAGUUUGCAUGGAUUUAAUAUUGAAUUGCCCGCUGAUGAUGGUACGAUAAAUUUAUCAUCUUUGCGAGAAUUGCACCUCUCUUUUGUGUUUUUGGGUGAGCAAUUUAUUCAGGCUAUGUGCACAAGCUGCUGCAAUUUAGAGCAUCUGUCUUUGCAGUAUUUCAACGGACUCACCAGCUUUCAAGUUGGUGAUACUUUACCUAAGCUGAAAAAGAUUGACUUGGUAAACUUGGAACCUCCUGAUUCAUUCCUCCAAUUGGUUGAUAUUGCAGCAAUUAAUCUCGAAAAGCUUAGCAUCAGCAACAAAUUUUAUGGGAAUAUAAAUGUUGUAAGAAUAACUGCUUGCAAAGCCCUCAAGAAUUUGUACCUCAUUGUGUGGAUAUCACUGACAAUUUGUUAG
This is a messenger RNA of Capsicum annuum, 753 nucleotides long. RefSeq names its product F-box/LRR-repeat protein 25-like. The record is from RefSeq and is a predicted model, not a curated record. The transcript has 2 exons. Gene Ontology annotation, molecular function: protein binding. Lineage: Eukaryota; Viridiplantae; Streptophyta; Magnoliopsida; Solanales; Solanaceae. The coding region runs from base 1 to 753 and encodes 250 amino acids.